GUGAUCCAACCCUGGUCUCCAAAUGCCGCAGCGGCCAUUCCUUGGGCCCAGCCUGGAGACGGCCCCCAUGCAGGAGGCUAAUCUUAGACUUGCCUUUGUCUGGCCUGGGUGUGGACGCAAGUGCCUGUCUCUUCCCCCUGCCACCUCAGAGCACUAUAAACCCCAGACCCCAGGGAGUGGGUCACAAUUGACCGCCUCAAGGUUCCCGGCUAUUUGAACCACCGCGGACACCUCCGUUCCUGGCUACCCCACCCUGAGCGCCAGACACCAUGAACCUUCCUUCCACAAAGGUCUCCUGGGCCGCCGUGUCGCUACUGCUGCUACUGCUGCUGCCGACCGCGCUGCUGUCGCCCGGGGUGGCUGCACAGCCCCUGCCCGACUGCUGUCGUCAAAAGACGUGCUCCUGCCGCCUCUACGAGCUGCUGCACGGCGCGGGCAAUCACGCGGCCGGCAUCCUCACCCUGGGCAAGCGGCACUCCGGGCCCCCGGACCUCCAGGGCCGGCUGCAGCGCCUCCUGCAGGCCAGCGGCAACCACGCCACGGGCAUCCUGACCAUGGGCCGCCGCGCAGGCGCAGAGCCAGCGCCGCGCCCCUGCCCUGGGCGCCGCUGUCCCGCCGCGGCCGCCGUAUCCGUCGCGCCCGGGGGACAGUCCGGGAUCUGAGUCGUUCUUCGGGUCCUGUCCUGGUCCAGGCCUCUGCCCUCUGCCCACCCAGCGUCAGCACCCAGAAAAACGGCAAUAAAGACGAGUCUCCGUGCGUGUGGCUGGUCUCUGUUCCUGUGCGGUCGCGUCCUGCCCUUUUGAGGCGGCAGUGCGUCUUGCGAAGGCGGGAGGGCCUGGGAGCCUGGCUCUGGGGCACCAGCCUUAGCUUUUGCGUGGCUGAAUUGGAAACACUGUUGGUUGGGGAGCUCCCAGUGCCAGGCCCUGGAGCACAGAGAGAACCGCACACUUGCAUGCUCGGAUCGGGACAUGCGGGACUCCCACGAUGCUCUCCUAGGCAUUCUGUAGCGGGAACUUUACCCAGAGACACGGAAGGGGAAGGAGAGAAAGAAAGGUUGCACAGGUCGGGCACAGUAUUCAUGCCUGUAAUCCCAGCGCUUUAAGAGGCCAA
Molecule: messenger RNA, 1110 nt
Organism: Sapajus apella (tufted capuchin)
Lineage: Eukaryota; Metazoa; Chordata; Mammalia; Primates; Cebidae
Gene: HCRT
Product: hypocretin neuropeptide precursor
Exons: 2
Coding region: 270-662 (130 amino acids)
Biological process (GO): neuropeptide signaling pathway; feeding behavior
Source: RefSeq, a predicted model, not a curated record